AUGGGCAACUUCCUACCAACAUUGGCAAUGCCAAACAAUUCUGGGUCAAUACCAGCAUCUCUUGGCAACUUAAAACUUCUUGAGAAACUAGAUUUGUCAUUCAACCAUCUUAGUGGUGAGGCACAAGGAACAUAUCAUGAUCAAAGUAGUUAUCCCAAUAGCCAGUAUGGUUUCACUUGCUAUGGUCAUAUUUGGCUUAUUGCUCUGGAGAGGAAAAAACAAGUUGAUGUCACUACAUUAUCGCUUGGUAACCCAAUCUCUUCUUCGGUUGGACUAAUGGGAACGAUCGGAUACGCUGCUCCAGAAUAUGCAGGGGGUGGUCAAGUUUCAACUGCCGCGGAUGUUUACAGCUUUGGUGUCAUCCUCCUCGAAAUAUUCCUUCGGAGAAGGCCAACUGGUGAUAUGUUUAAAGAUGGAUUGACCAUUGUGAAGUUUACAGAAAUCAACUUCCCUGGUAGGAUAAUGGAGAUAGUCGACCCUCAGCUGAUACAAGAGUUGGAGCUUUGCCAAGAAACUCCAGCAACCAUGAAAGGAAAAGGUGUCCACUCUCUGAUGUCGAUGCUGAACAUUGGCCUUUGUUGCACCAAGCCGUCUCCAGGUGAGCGCAUCAACAUGCAGGAGGUGGCUGCCAAGCUACAUGGUAUUAGAGAUGCAUAUCUUAGAGGAAACUGA
Molecule: messenger RNA, 672 nt
Organism: Lolium rigidum
Lineage: Eukaryota; Viridiplantae; Streptophyta; Magnoliopsida; Poales; Poaceae
Product: putative receptor-like protein kinase At3g47110
Exons: 4
Coding region: 1-672 (223 amino acids)
Biological process (GO): protein phosphorylation
Molecular function (GO): ATP binding; protein kinase activity
Source: RefSeq, a predicted model, not a curated record